Messenger RNA from Menidia menidia (Atlantic silverside), 1462 nucleotides. The record is from the annotation of a GenBank genome assembly. NCBI's taxonomy places the organism in Eukaryota, Metazoa, Chordata, Actinopteri, Atheriniformes, Atherinopsidae.
CAAGCCUUGUAAUAUAAUGUGUGUUUGGAAGUGUGUGUUUGCUGAUGGGUGGUGAUCGCUUCCUUCCUCUAACUCCACAUAAAAAAAAAAACAUCAGCUGCAGAGGAAAUGAUUUGACCACAGAUUCUAGGGAGGGAAAGUGAAAGACGGCGUGAAUGUGGACGAAUACACAAUGAUUUCAGCAAAUGAGUUCCUUUUCCCAGAAAGCUACAUCUGACUGAGUGUCCGUCUCAGCGAGUCAUAACAUGUAGGCUUGAUCUGGAUAGAGGAAGUACAUACUAUCUUUAAAGAGCCAGCAGCUACUCUGUUCCAGCCAAACAUGCACAAGUUUUUCCUCAGAGCAAUCAUCUGUGUCAGCAUUGUUCAUGUGGGUCUUGGUGAUGAAGAAUGCUCUGAGGCAGUCUUGGCAAGAAGGGAGACAUUUUACGUGCCGACAGGGGAGUCUUUGUCUCUGUCAUGUUUGGUCCAGCACUGUGAAGGGAACUGGUUGGGUAAAUGGGAGUGGGAACACAUGCCAAAUACAGGGAUCGGCAUUGUUAAAGAUGGCCCAAGGCAUCACUUGGACAGGAUCAACCUCACAGCCAAUGAAACUCGGCUGGUAUUAAAAAUAACGAGCGUCAACCAAUCAGACGAAGGCAGCUAUAGAUGUAGUGUUACCUGGGGUGAGAGCAGCGGAGUGGGACAUUGGAUGCAUGUGAACGUCACAAAAGCUGUCUCCCGUCCGAGAAACAUCUUGCACAGGGUUUUGAUCUGCGUGGGUGCUCUCUUUUGUGUUCCUGUCAUUCUGGGGUUGGCUCACUGCCUCAGUUCAGAGGUCAAGCCUCAGCCACAUCCAAAGGUACAGGUCACAUACGCGGCUGUGGCAAAAAAGCGCCCACACCCACCCCCGCGCACACCUCCACAGCCACGCGCACCUCCACAGCCUCUGCCUCGACGUCAGAUACCACAGAGACUAAACGAUCCCGUUCAACAAGCUCCCCCACAAUUGCCCAAGAAGACUGAGGUGGUGUACGCAGAUAUUUCCCAGGAAGCACUGAGGCAACAGGAAGGUUCGAAAAACCCUAGUCAGACAACUGUCUACUCAUCCCUCAAGUUUUCCUAAGUGCAAAAGAAACAAGAAUAGAAAUGGGGACGUGUCUGUGGAAUUUCAACAAUAAAAAGCUAUUCUAUAUUUUGGCUCAUUCAAACAUGUCCAUAGAAAACACCCAAUAGAGACGAGCAGGACAGCAUCUGUGUUUAAGUUUCCUGCUUUACCUACACACAGCGAAAAGUGGAACAAACAUCCGAGACACACAGUGGCAUGUGUGCCGACUUCCCGCAACGCGCUGACCUCUCGCAUUCUUUUGAUAUGUGAUCACAGAUGAGUAGUAUGACAAACUGAUUGUUUUUGUUGUCAGUCUCUCUCUUUCUUUCUUUGUUUGUCUUUCGGAUAUGAAAGUGAAGGCAAUUCGACAAAGGCCGG